This is a messenger RNA of Parnassius apollo (apollo), 1338 nucleotides long. Lineage: Eukaryota; Metazoa; Arthropoda; Insecta; Lepidoptera; Papilionidae. The record is from the annotation of a GenBank genome assembly.
AUGGAGAAAAGGCAAACUGUGGAAAUUUUUAUUGAAAAAUGGGGUUGUGAUUUUCCCAACUAUCCUCUGACUCUAGCUGAUCUCAAGAAACCACAUGCAUUUAUGGGAGCCUUGUGUCAUGUUUUUGAUCGACUGGGUAUUGAUAAAAAUAUAAUUUUACAGGCUCCACCAGAGGAAAGCAACAAUAAACAUUUUAUUUAUUACUGGGACUUAAUUCCUGUGAUCAAUGUGACUCGUAUCAUCAACUAUCUUGUCUCCAAGAUGCAGCACAAUGGCACCAAAGUCACCAUCAUCCACUUUCUACAACCAACAACAACAACAUCACAUUCCAUCUUGUGUUUACUUGUCAAUCUAAUGGUAUUUAAUGAAGCAUGUAUGACUGACAUUGCACCAUAUGAACAGGAGCUGUUUUCAAAGAGAGAGGAGGUCAAGACAUUAGAGGAUAGAAAAAACAGGUUAUUGGAAAUGCUCAAUGAGCAAGCGGAGGAAAAGGGAAGACGUGCAGAAAGGCUAGAAAAGCUAGACACUGAGAUAAAACAUUUUGAAGAAGAACUAAAACAUGAAAAAGAAGCUCAUGAGGAAGAAAGGAAAAAGUUAGAUGUUAUUCUAAAUGAGGACAAACAAACGGAAAUAUUAUUAGAGAAAAAGAAAACACUCAGAGAUUGUCUCAUAGCGGAAGUAGAGAAUAAGAGAGCCCAAAGAGUUUAUGAUGCAGAUGAUAUUAAAGCCCAGGUAGAGCAAGCAGCACAGAAUAAUCAAGAAGCAGAACAGAAGUUAAGCUCUCUUAAAGCAACACUCAUGAAUAAAGAAAACCGCUUAAAAAAUUUGCAUGCAAUCAAACCUCACAUGGAUACAGGAAGUAAUUUGUUGUAUGAGAUUAUAAAGCUUUCUGAAAGUAUGAAAGACAAUGAUUCUAAUGAUUUAGAAUCAGACAGUCAAGAUGGUGAGUUGGAAGUUUAUAAAACAGAAGCAAGUGAGCUGGAGGCUCAACUGGCGGACUUGAGAGCUGCUAGAGCAGAAAAAGCUAAAAAGAGGCAAGAGAAUCUAGCGAGAAUGCAACAAGAAAACAUGCUGGCGAAAACAAACCUACAAGAGGCAGAAGAGAAGAAAAGAAAAAAUGUUGAAAGUGCAAAGAAAAUAACUCAGCGCAUACAAGAAAUCAAACACCUUACCACCAAAUAUGAAGAGGAGAAAGCUGAGGGAAUGGAAGAACUCGCAAGAAUUAAAAACGACUUCAGCAGUAGUUUGAAGUCUAUUGAAGAUUUGUUAAUAAAGAAAACUCUGGAAGCCAAGAAAAGAAUAGAAGAUAAAAUUCGUAACCGUAACGAAAUAUAUUAA